AUGCCUACACUCAAAACAGACAAGGAAAAAGACAAGGGUACUGCCGAAUCAAAGGUUGCUAAAGCAACUUGGUUACAGAAAUAUUCUAUUGUCAAGGCUUGGAUCUAUGGCAUGCUUUCUACAUCUCUUCUCAACAUGAUUUUCAAAAAACAAUCCACCACUUAUGAUAUGUGGACAACCCUAGAAAAAGUCUUCCGUGAUAACAAAGCCUCCAAUGUUACCCAGAUCGAUUGUGACCUCCGAAACAAUUCCCUUGGUAAUUCCUCUAUCUCCGAUUAUUGCAAUAAAAUCAAGUCUCUUGUUGAUCGUCUUGAACACAUGGAUUCUCCGAUGCAUGAAGCGAAUUUAGUUACCUACAUGAUCAAUGGACUGCCACAAAAAUAUAGGUAUAUUGCUAUUAACAUCAGUAACAGAGACACAACUUUAUCGUUUUCGGAUGCAUGA
Molecule: messenger RNA, 444 nt
Organism: Lactuca sativa (garden lettuce)
Lineage: Eukaryota; Viridiplantae; Streptophyta; Magnoliopsida; Asterales; Asteraceae
Source: RefSeq, a predicted model, not a curated record